GUGAGGCGCUGAAGUCUUUCGAUACUUUUGAUUGGGUUUCAGAGACUGCGGGUUUUGAAGUGAUAGUCGGUACGCGGGAUAGGGAGAUAUUUCUGGGAAGAAUGGCUGAACAGAUAAAUGAGAGCCACCAGCGGUUCCUUCAGGUGCUCAUGUCCCAUGGCAUUAUGGAAAGCUCACUUGUAAGGGCACUGCACAGACAUUGUUGCGAGGUCCAUAAAGUUAACUACAUGCAUGACAAUUUAGAUGACUUUGUUGGUGUCUUAAAUAAACAUCUUCAGCCUCUGUUUAUGAAGAUAGAAAAAGGAGUAGGUGAAGAGGAUGGACUUACAUACUACGCAUUGGUGAACCGUGUAGAAAAUGAUAUUACAAAAAUGGCUUCAGAUUAUGCUGAAAAUGAGUUGGAGCUGUUCAGAAAAACAAUGGAGUUAAUUAUUAUAUCUGAAAAUGGAUUUGCACCUUCCAUAAGUAUUCUCAACCUUGCUGAUGAGCUGCAAAGCAAGAAGAUGAAGAAGAAAGAAGUUGAACAACUGCUGCAGAGUUUUGUGCAGGACAAGUGGCUGAUUGGGAGAAAUGGAGAAUAUACCCUUCACACUCGCUGCAUUAUGGAGUUGGAACACUACAUACUGAACACAUACCAAGACGUUGCCAAAAUUUGCAAUGUCUGUCACAAAAUAGCUAUUCAGUGCCAGUUAUGUGAGAAUUGUGGAAUCCCAUUGCAUUUGCAGUGUGCUGGAAUAUACUUCCGUGGAAUAGCCAACCCGCUCUGCCCAAAUUGCAAAGAGUCAUGGCCUCAUGAGAUUCCAGAUUUAAGCCAAGUCAGCUCACAAGGACCGUCCCAUUCCCAGGCAGCGCCAGUCAGAGGUCGGAACCAGAGAAGCAGGAACAUUUCCACAGUCGCAAGAACAAGUCGAUAGGAACUUCAUAGUCAAUCGCACUGUAUUUGUAUGUUUUGUAAUAAAAGUUUGACCAGACAAGAAAAUAUUCUCUACAAAGAGCACUAGAGCGGGAAAACCAAAGCAAAAUGUGAAACCACAUUUUAUUCCAGUGUAUACUGUAUAUAUGUAUAUAUGGUUUUGUUAUUUGUCAUGUUGCUGGCCCUCUGCUGUGCAUUUAGUUGCCACAUGAAAGGGUCAUUUAUGUUGCAUAUGUGACAAAGUAAAAGAAACAGAUUAAACUGUACUAUGUGUAUACCUGUUUAUCACAUGGUCAAAGUUUUGACAAUGGUGCAGAAAACUCUCUUCUCUGACUUUAAUCAACUUAUUCAUGGAUCUGGCUAUGGCAAACACUGACAGGGAAUGCCAAUGUAAGUUUUCCUGAGCAAUCCCUGCCUGAGUUAGCCAUGAACAUGAAUGGAAAGUGGAUUCUACUUGGAUCAACUGUAAGUUUUCAUUGCUAUAAGUAUAUUCAGUUCUUUAUUAAAUGCUUUGUUCAGAGUUGAAUUAAA
This is a messenger RNA of Xenopus tropicalis (tropical clawed frog), 1444 nucleotides long. It is a transcript of the gene nsmce1, whose product is annotated as NSE1 homolog, SMC5-SMC6 complex component. Gene Ontology annotation, biological process: DNA repair. The record is from RefSeq and is marked provisional. Gene Ontology annotation, cellular component: nucleus; Smc5-Smc6 complex; chromosome, telomeric region. Gene Ontology annotation, molecular function: ubiquitin protein ligase activity. NCBI's taxonomy places the organism in Eukaryota, Metazoa, Chordata, Amphibia, Anura, Pipidae.